CCUCACUGUCUUAGCGCUACUUAAAGGAGGGCUGAACUCGUAUACUCCCUCAAACACAAAGACAGCGCACCGAAGAUUUCCUCCUCCAGUCUGCUUUGCCUCAUUUCUUCUGCCACUGAACUGAGAUGCCUGUACCGACGCGAUCAAUCAGAGACCGAUCUGCAGUGGGUCGGUUUCCUACUGUCUCUUUUGGAUUUGGGGAGGACACAGAGGAAGAAAAGGAAGUCUCAGAGGAAGACAAUGCUAAGAAGGGAAAUGCAUGCAGGACGUGGCUGCGUAAGGUCUGCCCGUGCUGCUGUCCCAGGCCAGAUGAAGCCAACAUUACAGACACUUUGGUCACAGGAAUUGAUGAACUGGACAAAGACGAAGACGACAAGAAACCUGAUGCUGGUGACAGCGAACUUGAUGAGCUCCUCCUGAAUGUGCGAUCAAUAAACCUGAUGAAAAGCAAAUCAGGGAAGAACCGUACAGAGCACCACACUGACCUCUACCAAAGAGAUGACUUUAUUAUUCGCAGAGGACAGAAUUUCCAUAUGUGGAUUACUCUGUCUCGACCCUUUGACCCCAGCACUGACAAACUUCACCUUGACCUUAAAACAGGGCCACUGCCAACAGUGUCAAAAGGGACCCAUGUAAUCAUCCCUUUGGUGGAGGAGUUGGAGGGCAAUCGUUGGGAGGCUUCUAUUGUGAGUCAGGAUGACAAAAGAAUGAAGCUGUCUGUGAAUUCUCUCCCUACGGCGGUCAUUGGCCGAUAUCAAAUCAUAGUGGAGACCAAUUGUGCAAACGGCCAGGCUGUUUCUACACAUGACCCUGCUAAUGACAUCUUUCUGCUGUUCAACCCCUGGUGUGAAGAUGACACAGUGUUCAUGGAUGAUGAAGACGAGAGGAAGGAAUUUGUCCUGAAUGAUAUUGGACGAAUCUACUAUGGCACGCAGGAUCAGAUUGGAGUGCGGACCUGGGACUAUGGACAGUUUGACGAUGGGAUUCUUGCUGCUUGUAUCUUUGUCAUGGAAAAGAGUGGAACUCCUCCUUCUGGUUGGGGAGACCCGAUUAAUGUGGUGCGAAUCAUCUCAGCCAUGAUCAACUCCCCGGAUGACCAGGGUGUCUUGGAAGGGAACUGGUCAGGAGACUAUUCAGCUGGGACUAGUCCAACAGUUUGGAGUGGAAGCGUGGAAAUCCUGAAGCAAUACCAAAAAAGCGACGGCAAACCUGUUAAGUAUGGCCAGUGCUGGAUCUUUGCUGGGGUAUUCACCACAGUCUUACGUUGUUUAGGCAUUCCCAGUCGAACUGUGACCAACUUCAGCUCAGCUCAUGACACAGACGUCUCCUUGACAACAGACAUAUACCUGGAUGAGAACCUGGAGCCUAUAGAGCACCUCAAUGCUGACUCUAUCUGGAACUUCCAUGUGUGGACCGACGCCUGGAUGGCACGUCCAGACUUGCCUGCAGGCAAUGGAGGCUGGCAAGUUGUCGACGCCACGCCUCAGGAGACCAGCCAGGGCACCUUCCGCUGUGGCCCAGCGUCUCUUACUGCAAUACGCAAUGGUCAGGUCUUCCUGAAACAUGACACACCAUUUGUGUUCGCUGAGGUGAAUAGCGAUAAAAUCUACUGGCAGAAGAACCAAGAUGGGACCUUCAGUCAGAUCUAUAAUGAGAAAAAGGUUGUGGGCCGCUUCAUCAGCACAAAGGCUGUUGGUACUGAUGAACGCACUGAAAUCACACACCUUUACAAACACCCCGAAGGCACAGAGAUGGAACGUAUUGCUGUGGAGACAGCAUGUAGCUAUGGCUCUAAAGCGGAGGUAUAUACCUAUACAAAGUCACAGGAUGUCUCUGUAGAGGUCACCAUGGAUGGUGAUGGUCCUAAAAUGGGAGAAAAUGCAGAGCUUAACAUCGUAUUGCGAAACAGCAGCUCAGAGGAACGUAACAUCAUCCUGCACAGCCAGGUGGCAGUCAUGUACUAUACCGGUGUCUACAAGACAACAGUCAAAAAGGACACAACAAACGUGGACUUGCUGCCCAAUGAAGAAAAAAGUUUGGAGUGGAACAUGGAAUAUGAAGACUACAAGGACCAACUAGUAGACCAGGCGGCCCUUAUGAUGACGCUGACUGGCAGGGUCAAGGAAACACAGCAGGUCCUGGCCACACAGUUCAAUUUCCGGCUCAGGACCCCAGACCUCAUCAUGAAGUCCAUCGGGAAGGCCGUGGUAGGAGAGAAGAUGGCAGUGGAGAUUUCAUUUACGAACCCUCUAACACGGGUGUUGAAAGCUGUGAUAUUCCAUGUGGAAGGACUGGGCCUCCUUACCGCUCGAAAGAUUCAUUAUGGAGAUAUUGGCAGUCGUGCCUCAGUGUCACUGACUGAGCACUUCGUCCCCACAUUGCCCGGGCCGAGGAAAUUACUGGCUUCAUUGGACUGCAAGCAGCUCACACAGGUUCAUGGUGUGACUGACAUCACUGUGGAGGAAAACAGCAAUGGUGCUCUAUAGCAAUUUAAAAACUGGGACACAUCAACACUGAAUGUUUUUAGAUAACUAUUUUUCCAUUUCAUAUAUAUAUGUUAACUUUAAUUCACGGAAGUAUGACACUAAAGCUUUAUUUUGCAUGAUAUUUCCAAAUGACCGAUGAGCACAGAAAGACAACCAAUUGUGAAAUAUAUGAAACGAGUAUAAGCCUACACCAAGCUUAUUAUUUUUUUAUAUUGUUCCACACAGUUGUGCAGAGGUUGGACAGUGUGGCAGCUAAAAUGAAAGAGUGUAUAUAUUUUUUUAAAGGAUCUGCAUUAAGAUCAAGUUUCUAUUUAUAAAUGUGAUAUAUAUAUAUUAUGUGUUCACUUUUUGUGUGUUAAAACUAAGAAUUGUUUAUUUAAAUAAAUUACAGUUUUUUUCCAUUGCUGACACACUGAAAUAACACAUGAAGCAUCAUUAUUUAAAGUGACACUCAAAGAACAAAACCUUUGCUCAAGUCUCUCACCUUUGCACUCAAUUUUCAAUUCAACUUGGCACUUUUUGCAAAACACUGCACACAGUUCUCUCAGGAAGACACGGAAACCUGACAGGUUCACUUGUUUGCCGUUUUCAAAACACUGCCAUUAAAAAUGCUACACGCAUGAACCAAUUAACGAAUACACGCGCCAAAUGACCAUAAACACGGAACUGCGUUAUUCUUGACACAAUAAUCAGGAUUUCAACACUAGAAAAAGACUACACGUAAUAACUUUUCACAACAAUGGAUAUAUGGACAUAGCAGCGAGAGGAAGAGCUGGGGGGAGAUCUAGUGAUGGAGGAGUUGUUUUCAGCAUGGAGCUGUAUGAGCGUCAGCCCUGUGUUUCUGCCUCUUCUACAGGGCAGUGGGAGAGAGGGGAGAUAUCCUCUGUGAUGGUGAAAAGGUGCUGGGUACACACACAGCUAGGCCACAAAUCAAAAUCAUGAUUUUUUGAUAAAUACAUCUUUAUAUUUGUAGCUCAAGGUUACUUUUCAAUGCACUGUAUUUGAUAGAAAGCCUAUUUUUGUUCACACAGCUCUCCCUGUGCAUACACACAUGGUGGCACGUUUUGUUCCAACAGUAUAUUGGUGUUUCUGCAAAUAUUUCUGUAGUGCAGAAUUUUCUCACGAAGAUGUUCAGAGCAAAACUCAAAUGAAAAUGCUUUCUUUUACAAUUAAGGUAUCUUUUCAGCCAGAUGGCCUUUACAGUUUUUUUCCAUUGCUAACACACUAACAUUACACAUAAAGCAGAGUUAUUUAAAGUGACUCUCAAAGAGCAAAACCUCUGCUCAAGUCUCCAAAACUCUAAACACAUUGUCAGCUUUGCACUCAAUUUUCAAUUCAUCUUGGCACUUUUUGCAAAACACUGCACACAGUUCUCUCAGGAAGACACAGAAAUCUGACAGAUUCACAUGUUUGCCAUUUCCAAAACACUGCCAUUAAAAAAUGCUACACACAUGAACCAAUUAACAAAUACACGCGCCAAAUGUCCAUAAACACGGCACUGCUUUAUUCUUGACACAAUAAUCAGGAUGUCAACACUAACAAAACACUGAACGUAAUAACUGUUUACAACAACAAUGGAUAUAUGGACAUAGCAGCGAGAGGAAGAGCUAGAGGGAGAUCUAGUGAUGGAGGAGAUGUUUUCAGCGUGGAGCUGUAUGAGCGUCAGAGGGGAGAUAUCCUCUGUGAUGGUGAUGAGGUAUAGGAAUAAAACAAAAGUGAAAAUGCUUUUUUAAAAGUUAUCUUUUGGCCAGUUUCCCUUUUUUGGAGAUGUUAGAGUAAAAGGGGGAAGAAGGUAGGUCAUAGCCAGAAAUGUCCAGCCAGCUCGGGACUCGAACCAGCCUACUAUGCUAAUGUUUUCUGUGGGUAGGCCACCAGCUCUAACCACUAAGCUAUCUGCCAGCCAGAUGAAACUGCUUUAGAUUGAGCUUCUUCGCUCAAUAUCUGCAGGGAAGAUGUUCCUGUUGAUGAUGAAGCCAGACCCAGCCAGGUGGUCAAAUGCAGCCUAAAAAUGUCUAUUUUUUCGAAAAAUGUUUUUAGAUUUUUUCCUCAAAGUUUUCUUUUCCAUUUACUGUCUUUGAUGUUGAUCACAUUUUUGUUCACUUAACUGUAACUGUAUGUGCUGUGCAUGCAUGUUGCGCUCAUUAGUUGUGUAUAAAAAUAAACAAGGUUUGUUUCAACAGAA
Molecule: messenger RNA, 4668 nt
Organism: Eleginops maclovinus (Patagonian blennie)
Lineage: Eukaryota; Metazoa; Chordata; Actinopteri; Perciformes; Eleginopidae
Product: protein-glutamine gamma-glutamyltransferase K-like
Exons: 14
Coding region: 126-2486 (786 amino acids)
Biological process (GO): peptide cross-linking
Molecular function (GO): protein-glutamine gamma-glutamyltransferase activity
Source: RefSeq, a predicted model, not a curated record